Molecule: messenger RNA, 630 nt
Organism: Camelina sativa (false flax)
Lineage: Eukaryota; Viridiplantae; Streptophyta; Magnoliopsida; Brassicales; Brassicaceae
Source: RefSeq, a predicted model, not a curated record
CACAUUGAUGGGUAUAUCUUGCAUUUGUUUUAUUUGUUAGCCGGAUGUGCGGAUGGGGGAUGUGUAAUCUUUGAUUUCGAAACUAGAGGCAUUGCAAAGGAGAUUCGUGAUAUUGACUGCUCUGCUGCUAUCACAAGUGUCUCCUGGUCAAAGUAUGGUCACCGCUUGCUUGUUUCAGCUGCAGACAAGUCAUUAACUCUUUGGGAUGUCUCAACUGGUGAGAAGAUUGCUCGUACCAUUCUUCAGCAGACUCCGUUGCAGGCUCGCUUAAACCCUGGCUUGACUUCUCCUUCUCUCUGUCUUGCCUGCCCUCUCUCAUCUGCUCCUAUGAUUGUUGACUUUGAUAUUGAUUGCACCACUUUGCUUCCGGUUGCUGUCCCUGAGAUGCCUGAUGUGUUAGCUCCUCCGCAACGCAGUAAAUGUCCUGAAUCGAAUCCUCCUUUCUCUCCAGCUGCAGCGUGCUUUAACAAGUGUGGGGAUCUUGUUUAUAUUGGGAAUUCCAAAGGAGAGAUACUUGUCAUUGAUUACAAGAGUGUUCGUGUUCUUGCUUUGGUUCCUGUGUCUGGUGCGGCACCAGUGAAGAACAUAGUGUUUAGCAGGAAUGGGCAGUAUCUUCUCACGAAUUCUCAC